Castor canadensis (American beaver) is the source of this 3852-nucleotide messenger RNA. The record is from RefSeq and is a predicted model, not a curated record. Lineage: Eukaryota; Metazoa; Chordata; Mammalia; Rodentia; Castoridae.
GCGGCCGGCGGUCAGCGGGCUGGCUGGCUGGCUGGCGGGCCGGCUGGCGGGGCCCGAGCCGCCGAGGCGGACGGCGGCGGGCCUGCGCCGGGGCUGGGGGAUUUGGCCUCUCUGCUUGCUGGGGCCCGCCUCCCCUGUGUGCAAAAAAUUGUAGACCAAGAAGCCAUGGAUAGGAGAAGUGUGAAUGAAACCGAAAAUGGAGAUGCAUUCCUUGACCUGAAGAAGCUACCGACCUCCAAAUCCCCCCAUCGCUAUACAAAAGAGGAGCUCUUGGAUAUAAAGGAACGACCACAUUCGAGACAGAGGCCUUCAUGCCUCUCCGAAAAAUACGACAGCGAUGGCGUCUGGGACCCUGAGAAGUGGCACGCCUCCCUGUACCCCACGUCUGGACGGAGCUCCCCAGUAGAAAGCCAGAAGAAAGAGCUGGAUGCUGACCGACCAUCCCUGGUGCGCAGGGUAGCAGAUCCAAGAGAACGUGUGAAAGAAGAUGACCUGGAUGUUGUUCUCAGCCCACAGAGACGAAGCUUUGGAGGGGGUUGCCACGUGACAGCUGCCUCUAGCUCCCGACGCUCAGGAAGUCCUUUGGAGAAGGAUGGUGAUGGGCUUCGCCUGCUCGGUGGACGAAGGAUCGGCAGUGGGAGGAUAAUCUCUGCUCGGACCUUCGAGAAGGACCACCGUCUCAGUGAUAAGGACCUGCGGGACCUGAGAGACCGGGACAGGGACUAUAAGGACAAACGUUUCAGGAGGGAGUUUGGGGAUAGCAAGCGUGUCUUUGGAGAGCGUAGAAGAAAUGACUCAUACACGGAAGAAGAACCAGAGUGGUUCUCAGCUGGACCCACAAGUCAGUCUGAAACCAUUGAGCUGACGGGCUUUGAUGAUAAGCUCCUAGAAGAUGAUCACAAAGGCAGAAAGAGAGCAAGGCGACGCACAGCCUCUGUGAAGGAAGGCAUAGUGGAAUGCAAUGGAGGAGUGGCUGAAGAGGACGAGGUGGAGGUCAUCCUGGCCCAGGAACCCACUGCAGAUCAGGAAGUGCCAAGGGAUGCUGUCCUGCCUGAGCAGUCCCCAGGAGAAUUUGACUUCAAUGAGUUCUUUAACCUUGAUAAGGUGCCGUGUUUGGCGUCGAUAAUAGAAGAUGUCCUGGGAGAAGGGUCAGCCUCUGCUAGUCGGUUCAGCAGGUGGUUCUCUAACCCGAGCCAGUCAGGAAGCCGGUCAAGCAGCCUCGGGUCCACGCCACAUGAGGAACUGGAGCGACUGGCAGGUCUGGAGCAAGCCAUUCUCUCUCCCGGACAGAACUCGGGGAAUUAUUUUGCUCCUAUACCAUUGGAAGACCAUGCUGAAAAUAAAGUGGACAUUUUAGAAAUGCUACAGAAAGCCAAAGUGGAUUUAAAACCUCUUCUUUCCAGCCUGUCUGCAAACAAAGAAAAGCUUAAAGAGAGCUCACACUCAGGGGUGGUGCUUUCCGUGGAGGAGGUGGAAGCAGGGCUCAAAGGCUUGAAGGUGGACCAGCAAGUGAAGACUGCUACUCCCUUCAUGGCAGAGCAUUUGGAGGAGCCCCUAAGCGCUGUCAGCAGCACUCGGCUCAGGAAGGAUGGAGACAUGACUGCCUUCAACAAGCUCGUGAGCACCAUGCAAGCCACGAAACCUGAAAGCCAUUUGAUAUCACCUGCUGAGAUUCCAGGCCAACCCGUCUCUAAGAACAUCCUGCAGGAACUUCUGGGUCAGCCAGCUCCGAGACCUGCUUCUUCCAAUCUUCUGAGUGGCCUUAUGGGGAGCUUGGAGCCUGCUGCAUCUUUACUGGGCCAAAGAGCACCCUCUCCUCCCAUCUCACAGGUGUUUCAAGCUCGAGCAGCCUCAGCGGACUACCUUCGCCCAAGAAUACCAUCACCAAUUGGUUUCACACCAGGACCCCAGCAGCUACUUGGAGACCCAUUCCAAGGCACGCGCAAGCCCAUGAGCCCCGUCACAGCCCAGCAGAUGAGCCAGCUAGAGUUACAGCAAGCAGCUUUGGAGGGGCUGGCCCUGCCACACGACCUCGAAGUACAGGCAGCAAGCUUCUACCAGCCUGGUUUUGGCAAGCCACAGGUGGACAGAACCAGAGAUGGCUUCAGAAACAGGCAGCAGCGAGUAACGAAGUCACCAGCACCCGUGCACCAAGGGAACUCUUCUUCCCCAGCCCCUGCCGCCUCUAUCACAAGCAUGCUUUCUCCUUCCUUCACCCCUACCUCCGUAAUCCGCAAGAUGUACGAGAGCAAAGAGAAAAGCAAGGAAGAGCCAGCACCUGGAAAGGUGGCUUCUGGUGACAGUAAAGACGAUACUCAGAAGGCCAGUGAAGAGAACCUGCUGUCAUCCAGCUCCAUACCCAGUGCUGAUCAAGCGUUGUCUCCUCCGACGAAUCCCAAACUGGCGGCCCUACAGCGGUCUUCGUGUUCCACCCCACUGUCCCAGACCAACCGUUACACCAAAGAACAAGAUUACCGACCUAAAGCAGCUGGGAGAAAAACGCCUACCUUGGCAUCCCCGGUUCCAGGAACACCUUUUCUCCGCCCCACCCACCAAGUUCCCCUCGUCCCCCAUGUCCCUAUCGUUCGGCCUGCUCACCAGCUUCACCCAGGGUUGGUCCAGAGGAUGCUGGCCCAGGGUGUACCUCCACAGCACCUUCCGAGCUUGCUCCAGGCCGGGGUGCUGCCUCCUGGGAUGGACCUGGCUCAUUUGCAAGGAAUAUCUGGGCCAAUCCUGGGCCAGCCCUUUUAUCCUUUACCUCCUGCUAGUCACCCUCUCCUGAACCCUCGUCCCGGGACACCUCUGCAUCUGGCAAUGAUGCAGCAGCUCCAGCGCUCAGUUCUGCAUCCUCCAGGCUCUGGUUCCCAGCCAGCCGCUGUCAGCGUGCAGACAACCCCUCAGAACGUGCCCAGCCGCUCGGGCCUGCCCCACGUGCACUCCCAGCUGGAGCACCGCCCCAGCCAAAGGAGCAGCUCCCCCGUGGGCCUCGCCAAAUGGUUUGGCUCCGAUGUCCUCCAGCAGCCCCUGCCCUCCAUGCCCGCCAAGGUCAUCAGUGUGGAUGAGCUGGAAUACCGCCAGUGAGCAGGGCAGGCAGGCAGGCUCACCUACACCUGGACCUGUGGUGGCAUCCCGGCCAGGGCUCUGCCUCCUCGUCUCGGGUUGGUUUCCGGGCUUUUACUUUGGAACACGCUGGGCGAAGCUGUUUAGGGGACUCAUGCCCCUGGCGUGGUCUGCGUCCCAGAAGGAUCUUCACCAAUCGAGCGGAGCCUGCGUGGUCUUUAUUCAGGACGCACAGUGCUGUUGUUCCUGGGGACGGUCUUUCUUUUUGUAAGAUAUGUGAAUGAAGUGUUGGUGUCUUCACCAAGAGGUGGCACCGCAGGGUUUGAGGAAAUAAAAUGUACAGGCCUGUGUAUAAACUUUUGUACAUACGUAGAUGGGUAGCUUUUUUGAACUUCUACAGCUGUACAUAAAGUAGCUGGUGUUAGAUAAGCUGUGUCAGUCGUUUGGAUUUUUUUCACUUGUACAUUUGGGACUUUUGUUUGAUUAAAGUUGCAUAUGCUAAGUGUGUGAAUGAAGUGAAUGGCGCUGUUGUUUAUUUCCUCCCAGAAUCCCUUGUGUCUGGAAGCUGAGUGCAGAGGCUCAGGAGGCCCUUGAUUCGAUUCAGGCGGAAGCAGUUUUGGCCUCUUUCCCUGAGCCUGGACGCCGCAGGGCUCAGGCCGAUGAGUAGCCUUGUGGCUGGGUAUUUACUAAGUGUUCAGUUUUCAAAAUUCAACUAACCUAGUAAGUCAGCUUGUUUAUUGGGAAAUCAUGUAUGUGAGUUUCUCCAGAACUACAUACGUUUGCUGGCCUUGU